Rhizophagus irregularis DAOM 181602=DAOM 197198 is the source of this 1201-nucleotide messenger RNA. RefSeq lists its product as uncharacterized. Gene Ontology annotation, cellular component: cytosol. Lineage: Eukaryota; Fungi; Glomeromycota; Glomeromycetes; Glomerales; Glomeraceae. The record is from RefSeq and is a predicted model, not a curated record. Gene Ontology annotation, molecular function: protein-disulfide reductase activity.
UUCGUAGUUUAUUUACUAUGGCUUACAUUAAAACAAUUGGGGAUUUAGCCGCGUUCAAUAAGCUUAUUGCAUCGCCAAAAUUGACAGUUGUUGAUUAUCAUGCGACAUGGUGUGGUCCAUGUCAAACGAUCGCGCCAGUUUUUCAACAAUUGAGUACGCAAUUUAAGCAUGUAAACUUUGCAAAGGUCGAUGUUGAUCAUGUUAAAGAAGUCGCGACCAAGGAGGGUGUUACUUCAAUGCCAACUUUCAAAUUUUACAAAAAUGGAAAUGAAAUUGCGAAAUUAACUGGCGCUAACCCUGGCGGACUCAAAAACUUGAUCGAACAACAUGCUGGUACUCCUGAAGAGGGUGGAUCAGGCUCUUUGAAUGUUCAAGGUCAUACGGAUAUCAACGAAUUUAUUACACUGAAACAAGUUGAUUGUCUUAAUCAACAAGAAAAAAAUAAUGUUAGAAAUAUCUUUGAUAAAAAUGACAUGUAUUUGGAGUCCGAUGUUGAUGAACAACUUUUGAUCUCUAUUCCUUUUAAUCAAGCCGUAAAGAUUCAUUCAAUAAAACUCGUUCCAAGAGACAUGGAACAUGCCCCAAAGACAAUCAAGAUUUACGCCAACAGAUUAAACAUUGGAUUUGACGAAACAGAUUCAAUCGAAGAGACGCAAAGCAUCAAUUUGACUAAAACGGAUUAUGAGAAAAAUGAUAUUAUUCCUUUGAGAUUUGUUAAGUUCCAAAGUAUCACAAAUAUUGCUUUAUUUGUAAUGGAUAAUUUAGAGGAUGAAGAGACAACCAUUAUCAAGGAAUUGCGUUUCAUUGGAUCUCCGGUGGAGACAACCAAUAUGGAACAAUUGAAAAAAAUAGAACAAUAAAUGAUUGUAUAAGACUUUAUUUAACGGUGUAAACCGUUUUUAUUUUACCUCAACUUUUCAUUGUUUCUGAAUAUGAUCAAAUCUUACCUUACUAUACAAUUAAAAUGUUUUAAUUUAUCAUGUAUUAUGUAUUAUAAAGAUGGAUUAAUAAAGUAUCGAUCUGUCUACAAAAAAGUAGUUAGAGGUUCUCUUUAUGUGAGUACGAAAAGGCGUCUAUACAGAUUGUUAUUACUCCAAUUACUAUUUCAAAAGCUAAAAAAAAGGACAAAUUAAUUAAACUUAGUCAGAAAUCUAAAUUUAUAUAUAUUAUAUAUUUACCAAUUAGGACAAUGACAAUCCAU